AUGGACGCGGCCCUCGAGCUACUCGAUCCUCUUAUCUUCGAUAAGGCAUAUGCCUAUCUUCAUCCCGCGCCAAGCGCCUUCGCUGGCAACGCGACGUUGCCCGCCGUGGCCGAAUCAGCAUGGCCGCGCGACAACAUCAUCCGGCAAUGCAUCUCCAUCCUGACCGUCACCCAGAUCGGCGCCUCGCUGCUGUACUGGGUCUUCUCGGCCCUGUCGUACUACUUCAUCUUUGACCGCCGGUUAGAACACCACCCGCGCUUCUUGAAGAACCAGGUCCGCCAGGAGAUCCAGUCGUCCAUGAACGCAAUCCCAUGGAUCAAUCUCAUGACCCUCCCCAUCUUCCUUGCCGAGGUGCGGGGCAAGAGUCUGCUAUACACCGACGUUUCUGACUACGGGUGGGCGUGGAUGGGAGUCUCGACCGUGCUGUACAUUGCUUUCAACGACAUCAUGAUCUACUGGAUUCACCGCCUGGAGCACCACCCCAGCGUCUAUAAGUACAUCCACAAGCCCCAUCACAAGUGGAUCGUCCCGACCCCGUGGGCCGCGCUCGCCUUCCACCCUGCAGACGGCUUCGUGCAGUCGCUGCCGUACCACUUCUUCGUCUUCAUCUGCCCGAUGCAGAAGUACCUCUACAUGGUCAUGUUUGGCCUGGUACAGAUCUGGACCAUCCUGAUCCACGACGGCGACAUGAUCUCGGGACACUGGACGGAGAAGUUCAUCAACAGCCCGGCCCACCACACGCUGCACCACAUGUACUUUACCGUCAACUACGGCCAGUACUUCACGUGGGCCGACUACUACUUCGAUUCGCACAGGUCGCCGAAGCCUGAGCUGGAUCCCAUCCACGAGGCGCUGCGCGUCAUGCGUGAAAAGGGGCUCGUAGACGAGCAAGGCAACCCCAUUCCGCAGAAGCCAAAAACUGAAUAA
Molecule: messenger RNA, 927 nt
Organism: Neoarthrinium moseri
Lineage: Eukaryota; Fungi; Ascomycota; Sordariomycetes; Amphisphaeriales; Apiosporaceae
Exons: 1
Coding region: 1-927 (308 amino acids)
Biological process (GO): lipid biosynthetic process
Molecular function (GO): oxidoreductase activity; iron ion binding
Source: RefSeq, a predicted model, not a curated record